Molecule: messenger RNA, 4385 nt
Organism: Ylistrum balloti
Lineage: Eukaryota; Metazoa; Mollusca; Bivalvia; Pectinida; Pectinidae
Exons: 5
Coding region: 2523-4103 (526 amino acids)
Molecular function (GO): zinc ion binding
Source: RefSeq, a predicted model, not a curated record
UGUCUGUUUAUUAGUCCGGACAUGUAGAUCAACAAUUAUAACAAGGAAUUUAUCAGUUUAUUCGGGGGGAAAGAGCUAUAAUAGAAGAAGGAGAGGAACAAUAACUUUGUCGACAGUGAUGAUACAUUUGUAUGUGUGUUUCUUUUGACAAUCAGAAGUGUGAAGAUACAGAGUUGGCUUCCUGAAACCUCAUUUUAUCAAACAUCCAUGUUAAAGAUAGCAGUGUGGUGAGUCACAGUUGGUGAUGAAACAGAAAGCACUUGUCCAGUAGAAAAUUUGGUAAAACAUUUGAAAUUUUGGUGACCUAAUUUUGAAAAAUUCAUAUCCAGCAUGUUUUGCUGAAGGCAUAUAUAAAAGACUUCAAAAUAACUAUGAAAAAGACGAAGCAUAAACAAUCUUUUAGCGGAAAAAUGAGUAUCAAGUCUACAUAGACUAGCAAAAAAACGAAGUUUGGCUAAAUCGACCUCGACUUGUAUAGAAGUAAGACCUAACAUGCUUAGAGCGAUGUCUGAACGUGUGCGACGAGAGAACCUUUGAAUGAGUUUUGCACAAAGGUGAUGUACAGUUUCAAUGCGAGACCAGUCUGAAUCUGUCAGAGAAAACCAGAGUUCACAGCCGAAGAGGCAUCUUGGCAUAACAACAGACUUGUAUAAUUUCACACCCGUGAUAGGGUUCAUACCAGUAUCAAAAAAGUUGCAGUUAAGUAGCGCAAAACAUUGACUGCGUAGCCUGUUAACAAUGUCAUGGAUAUCUGGAGAUCCAAUUUUGAACUUGUUAAGAAAAAUGCCGACAUGUUUCGUAUUGGCUGACUCCGAAACAAUCCCAUUACCCAGAACCCAUUUUCGGGUGUUUUUGGAAUAGGCAUUUUUGCUUUCAUUAAAGACAAUGACAGUUGACUUAGAUGCAUUAUACAUAAAACGCCACUUAAUGCUGUACGCAUAGCAGACAUCCAUAAGAUUGUCCAGGCCACGUUUACAAAGUGAGAGCAAUGUGAUAUCGUCGGCUUGCGUCGGGCAAGUGACGUUGGUGCCAUGGAUAGAAAAUGAAUAACUUGAUGAGCACAGUUCAUUCAGUAAAUCAUUAAUAAAAACAGUGUACAGCCAAGGGGAGAUAAUGCUUCCCUGACGCGUGCCCUGGCAAACUUUGAACCAAUCGGAAACAAACCCUUGAUGAAGAACGGCACUAAACAUAUUUUCGUAUAGUGAAGCAAUAAUAUGGACGAAUUUCGAGUUAAAACCAAUAUUAGCCAAUUUAAACAAAAGGCCAUUAUGCCAGACGCAAUCAAAGGCUUUGGCAGCGUCAAGGAAGCAAGCAAACAACUUACUUUCGUUUUCACGGGCAUAGGAAAUCGAUUCAUGUACUAAGAAAGAGGUCAUUGUACUACUGACAUUCUUUUGAAAACCAUUUUGCAAAGGAUUAAUCUUGAAGAGAUCUGUUGCCUCUAAACGCACCAGUAGUAAUUUUUCAAAAACUUUUGAAAGAACAGGAAGUAAGGAAAUUGCUCGAUAACUAUCAGGGUCACAUUUAGGUUUGUUAUGACCUUUGUAUAAAGUACAAAUAAGCCCCUUGGUGAGCAAAGGUGGAACAUAUUCUAAUCUGUGGAAGGCGUUGAACAACAUGCAUAGGCAAUAGUACAAAAUAUCAUCAGCAAAAAUUAAGUGUUCAUAGACUAUGUGAUCAUAUCCCGCCGCCUUGCCUGUAGGGAGUGUCUUGCAGACGCGUUUGACCUCAUCCAAAGAGAAAUCUUCAAAAGAGACAUUACCUAAAUCAUGGGUAGAAAGAAUACGUUUUACAGAGUCGUCAAUUUUUUCCUUAAACUGGGCAUCGAAACACUCGCAGGAUGAAUAGGAAUAAACAUCUGCAAAAUAUUUUCCCCAGUGAAGCGCAAGUCGGCUAGGAUCUCGGAUAACGUCGCCGUUAAAAUUCAUUUCAGCCCCAGCGACGCCCGAUGUUUUUGAGCAACGUUUUCUUACCAUCGACCAAAAAGACUUCUGAUUCAGAUCAGCAUAGUUUUCAAUUUCAGUAUUUAAAUUAACAAUGUGUUCCUCGGACACCUGUCUGUGUCUGUUUCUGAAAACACGUUUGGCUUCCUUAUAAUUACGGUAGGAUAAGGAAUUACGGGGUCGACCUUGACUGACCCACACUUGACGACACUUCCACAUGUUACGAUGAAGAUCUCUGAGCUUAUCGUUCCAAUAAGGUUUCAAGAAUUUACAAAAUUUACGUUUUGGCAAAGUAUGCUCUGAUGCUUUUAGCAAACACGACAGAAGCUCGCGUGAGUAAUCGUCAACCGCUUCCUUGGAAUUAAAUUCCUGUACAGUGUGGAGGGAUGAAAGAUUGAUACGUGAGACAAGAUCUUGACGGUAGUCAUCAACAUUCCUUGCGACUCCUGUGGUGAUCCAUUUGAAAGACAAACGAUAGUGUUUUUCACAAGAAUUUUCGUCUGAAGCCAACUUAGGAAAUACCAAUUCACAAAUCAUCGGUCUGUGGUUCGACACGUCAAGAUUUCACUGAUCUUCACCAUGGCAACACCCAUCGGUCAAACCGCUUUCCGUCCUAAAGGUCAGAAAACAUGUAUUCAACAUAAAGAGAAACCGCUGGAACUUUAUUGUGAGAAAUGUGAUCAACUUAUCUGCCUUACAUGUUUACUAUCAACUCACAAAGGUCAUGAUGUUUGUGAACUCAGUGCAAUUACUCCUCAAAAGAAACAAAAUAUCAAAAGUUUUAUUGAUAAAACAGAACAAAAUGACCUGAAACAAGUCAGGGAAUAUAUAUCUUCUGUGGAUACACUCCUUAAAAACAACACCAGCAAUUUUGAGGAAUUUUCACUCAAGUUAAAAUCUCAAACAGAUAAAAUUAAACAAGACCUUGAUUUGCUUACAGCACAGACACUCUCAGUUUACAAACAGAUGGAAGAGGACAAUGCCAGGCUGAUUCUAAAGUACAAAAAAGACCUGGAGACGUACAACAAGCAACUAAAACAACAACUACAGGAAUGUAAGGUGGCCCUCCAGCAAGGUUCUCACCUGGAAAUCUACGACACAGAGUGUGAAAUACAUCCGUCAAUACAUCUCCCAGUGAAUCCUGUCCUGGGUACGGCCAGCUUCACACCUAACACAACUCCACAACAUCAUCUACAACUGGCCUUAGGGACAGUUACCACCUCAGGUCAAACAUCAGCUGACCAGGAUCGGUCAGUCUUAGCAUCAGGUGACCAGGAACAAUCCUCUAAACAACAACAAACAGGAGUAAAAGGGAAGAAAGCAGUGAUAAGUAAAACACCACUGUCAGAGACCAAAGUGGUGAAGGAGUGGGAGUCUCCAUGUAACAUUGGGUCUAUAUGUCCCACCACUGAUGGUCAGGUGUGGACCAGUAAUUACACUGAUACAUUAACUCUCCUUAACAGGGAAGGUAAAGUAGUACAGAAGGUCAAACACACGGCUGGCAUCAGAGACAUCAGUCUAUCACCCACAACACACACACUGUGGGUCUGUGACAGACAAAACAACAUCAUGGAGCUGGUAUCAGGACGACUUACAAACAAAUUCAGAACCAAGGAGACACCCUUGUGUAUAUGUGUUACAGCCAGUAACCAUAUCAUUGUGGGGAUGGACAAACACAUCUGUAAAUUUACUACACAAGGUCAAAUGGUACUCACUACAAUGGCUGUAGGGACUGGGAAACCAUUAGUGUAUUCACCAUGGAGGAUGUCAGAGUGUCCAGUAACUCACAAUGUCACAGUGACUGAUUUCAACUAUGAAAGUGACGGUGGUGAUGGAAAGGAACGUGUUGUUGUCAUGGAUACUGACUUCCAGGAAGUGUUUGUAUAUAGAGGUGACAUCCCCAGUACAUAUAAACAAACACCACAAACAGGACGUGUAAGAUUUGACCCCAGGGAUGUGGUGUAUGACAGUGUGGGGAACCUCAUCAUAAGGGACAGGGACAGCUGUAGGGUCCUACUCCUCAGUGGAGGUGGUGAGUUCCUCAGGAUCAUAUACACAGACAGAGUGGAGACAUGGGCUGUAGGUAUAGACAGGGACGAUGUUCUGUGGGUAGUGUUUGGGGGUAACAAUGUAAAACUACUACUACAGUACAGUGUGUGACAGUACUACUACAGUACAGUGUGUGACAGUACUACUACAGUACAGUGUGUGACAGUACUACUACAGUACAGUGUGUGACAGUACUACUACAGUACAGCAGUGUGUAACAGUACUACUACAGUACAGUGUGUGACAGUACUACUACAGUACAGUGUGUGACAGUACUACUACAGUACAGUGUGUGACAGUAUUACUACAGUACAGUGUGUGACAGUACUACUACAGUACAGUGUGUGACAGUACUACUACAGUACAGUGUGUGACAGUACUACUGCAGUACAG